GUGGGUUUGUAGACCAGUGUACCGGUAGAUGAUGCUCGUCUGCAAGACGUACAGUCAGAAACUUAUAGAAACUCGUCGAUGAAAGACGAACAGUGUGCGCCUCUUAUAAUUCUCAUCACCGUUUAAUUAAAUCACCCGCUAAUUUCAAAUAAUUCUAAUAAAUAAAUAAAACCGUCAGCUUGAGUCAUAAAAUUCAAAAAUUACGGAAAUGAUAAUUUAUUUUUGUUUAUUUGUUAAUCAUUCGGACGCGGUAAUCGCGGAGAAUGCAAGUGAUUUUAUAUUAUUUAGUAAGAAUAAAAAAACUAAAUUACGUUGAUAUUAAAAGAUAUAUAUUUGUAGCGACAAUUUAAAAAUACAAAAAUUAAUUUUCCCGGUUUUCGAUUUUUGACUUCGGACAAAUAAACCAGACUACUGCUUUAUCGACGUUUUUAGUCUCGUGUGCGAUUAAUAAAUGCCUAUCGGGGAUGACCCUCUUGUAAAUUUAGUAAGUUUGUGUUUUGGUUAGUGCAGUAAAAUAGAGAAAAAAGAGAUUAUUCGAGACAGAGAGAGAGAAAUAGAAGCAGUUAGAUUUCAGAGCGUGGAGGAGAGCAUCACAGAUCGUGGUGUGUCGGUUCGAGGUAUCGCCGCGUGAAUAAAAUACCGGGAGAUCACUUAACCCGACGUGUUUCCGCGAGGAUAAGUGGCCAAAAUUUAUAAAAUUGUUGUUAAAAAUCAAUACUUAAAUUUUAUUAUCCUUUGGUUUUUUUCGUUCGUUAAAUUUCCACGUGAGUGCUGGAUUUUAACCUUAAAAAUAAAAGUUUUAUAAAUAUUAUUGCGUACGAGUUUGCUAAAAACGGAGUGUAGGAGUUACGUGAUUUCAAGUGACGACGGUUUUAUUAUAUACAAAUAAUAUAUAUUUAUAAUAAAUAGUACGUGUAUAAAUAAAUAUACACGUACAGAAUAAAACGGAGCGAUGGGUGACGCGGUGAUUAAAAUGUUUAUGGGAAUUCGCGUAACCGAUCCCAUGGUUAUGGGGACUUUUUUCCUGGGUGCUGCUAUUGUUUUAAUUGGAUUUAUCAUCGGACGACGUUCUAGGACUUGCGAGAAUACAAAUGAGCCAAAAUCUGAUGAAAAAAUUCAAGAACCUGAAAUCCAGAAAUCAAUCAACACCAACAACGAACGGAAUAUCGGUGGUCAUAAACGUGCGAAGAAUAAAAAACGUCGUGAAGCUCAGCAAGAGUUCACUCAUUCCUGGGUAGUUGGUACUCUCAAGGGCCAUACUGGACCAGUUUUGGACAUAAACUUCUCCAGUGACGACAAAUUUCUCGCUAGCUGUGCUGAAGAUUGCAGCCUGUUGCCGAAGGAUACGCUGAAGGACAACGCGGACGAAGUGAUAAAUAGUUCCAGAAAAUCAUCACCGUCAGUCAUUCAUUGCGGCAAGAAGACCAGCAAGAAGACCGGCAAGAAAGACACUACAACAUCCAGGAAAAAGAACUCCAGUCGUGUCAAUAAACCUGCAAUGAUUAGAAGUUGUAGUAGCGGUGGCAGUAGCAUCAGAAGCAGCAACAGCAACAGCAUCAGCAGUAAUAGCAGCAGUAGCAGCAUGGAGUCUGUUUCUUCAAUAAAUGAUCAGACUGUAUUGAGUCGCAGACAGAAAAAAAACCGACGUGCAUCUGGCGAUCCAGAUCUCGUGGUUUAUAAUCGUAAUCUUCAUCAUAAUGUCAAUUGUCUGAAUCUACCGCUCCAUCAUUAUCCGAUUCAAUAUACUCCAAGGUUUGUGGAUGAUUUUCCGCCACUGAUAAUGUCGCCAUAUGAGAUCCAAAAUCAGGAACUCAUACAUCAAACAAUCCCGAAUCACAUAAACAACAGCUUUUACGGAACCACUACAGCAAACAGAUUGAAUUUCAUUCCUUUAAGCAAGCCAGUUUCCAAUACUUAUGCGAAAACUUAUCAAAUUGUAGGUAAUUCAAUGAAUACAGUUCAGUACUGUAAAUAUUUCGAGUGUUUGAAGUACAUGAGUCACUCUACAUUGAUAUUUAAAUUAAAAACUUUGACACACCCGACACAUUAUUUACAAUGUCUGGGUUAUUUGUAUAAAAAUGACCUCAAAAGUACUGGUGUUUCUUUUUUAUAUACACCUCACCAAGAAUUAAUACAAUACUUUUAUGGUCAUGCCGAAGAAGAAAGAGAAAAAUUCUAUUAUAGGCGGCGAAAAUGUUUGAACGUAAACGCAAAAAUUUUCAUCCCUAACAGUUUGAAUCACAAACCAAAAAGUGCCACAGGCAUUAGUAAUUCUGUCGAGAGUUCGGAUUUGGAGUCAGAGUGUUCUUCAGACAGUGAAAAAAGUGAAUCUUCGGCUUCAUAUUUGCUGUACUCUGAUGGAAAAGUCGACCCCAUGCUGCUGAUUCUGAGUUAUUUGGACGCAGUCGACAGAAAUAGAAAAAAUACUGCCGAACGCGAAUGUGUAAGAUGUUCCAAAAAAUUCUCCAUUGAUCUAUCAACUGGUGAAUACAAUUCAAAGGAAAAGUGUAGAUAUCAUUGCAAUAGUGAAAUGGACUUAUCCCCGAUAAAUAACAGCAAAGUGCGUAAAUGCUGUCGAAAACCAAGAGAUUCGAAAGGAUGCAUUGAAGCUGAUUUUCAUAUUUGGAGUGGAGUUGAACCAGGCGUCAACGGUCCAUUUCACGGGUACAUGACUACACAACCUUUGAAAUCUUCAGGCAGUAAUAGAAGAAUGUUUGACGUGGUUGCUUUGGACUGUGAAAUGUGCAUCACAAGUAAUGGUUUUGAACCCACAAGACUUACAGUGGUACAAUUAGACGGUUCAACAAUCUACGACGCGUUCAUCAAGCCGGACCACGAAAUAAUUGAUUAUAAUACCCAAUUUUCGGGUAUUCGCGCAGAAGAUCUUCAAGGCGCUAGAACACUGCAUGACGUUCACCGAGAUCUGCAAACAUUCAUCCAUGCAGAUACAAUUAUAAUUGGACAUGGCUUGGAAAACGAUCUCAGAAAGUUGAAAAUCUUGCAUGAAACCGUACUUGAUACUGCAUUUAUAUAUCCGCACAGGUAUGGGUUUCCAAAUAAAACCAAGUUGAAGAUUUUAGCAGAAACUGAAUUGCACCGAACGAUACAAAGCGCCGAACAUUGCGCCCACGAAGACGCGCAAGCGGCAAUGGAUUUGGCACUUAACAAAGUUCUCGAAGACGUGGGAAAACGAAAAUAAAUAAUUUAAUUAAAGACUUAAUAUUAGUGUGUGUACAAGUUAAGUGAAAUCUGUGAUACAUUUAUAUGUAUGUAUACUAAAAGUGAUGUUUACAUUGCCCACCUUUACUUAUAUAUACUUGUCUUCAUAUUGAUGGAGACAUUGUAAGCAAGUGUUAUUUUAUGUCAUUUUAAAUUCAACUAUUCACAGUAUUCCAUAACUAACAAAAUUAUUUUCAUUUGUUUACUGCGUAUUAGAUACUCAUUUUAUUUGUCAUCUAUCACUUGUCACUCAUCAGAGACUUUUGGAUGUUUAAUGAUAUUAGUAUUGAUGAGAGGUAUUGUAUGUAAAUAAUUGUAUAUAAAUGUAUGACUGUUGCGUGAAUGUGGUGAUAAAUUUAAAUGUGAUUUUCAAUUUGUACAAAUUUAUCAUCUUAAUAAUCAUUAUUCGCUCUAGGAUUAUAUUAUUUUUCACUCAUUCUUAUCGGCAGCAUAAUGUAUUUAUUUAAAUAAUUUAAAACUAAACCGUAUAAAUCACCACACAUCAAUUCAUCGAAUAUAAAAUAUUCGAGUUUAUUUUUUCUACUGAUAUACGGAAGUAUUUUUCUCUUUAUCUCAAAACAAUUGUUUUUUUUUUCAAUUCAAACGGCUGUGCGCUUCCAUGAAUCUCAUGUUGCGAUUAUUUAAUUGAAAGGUGAUUUAAAUGAAGAAAAAAAUUUAAGAAAAAAGUGUCUUAAAAAUAUAUGACGUAUUGAUUUAUCUUUUUAUUGUUUUGUCUUCCGUUGGAUUACUCCUGCUUUGACAAAAAGACUUGUUACUUAUAAGUUUAAGUACUAGGCUAUUAUUUAUUUUUUCAUUGUUUUUAAAUUAUUGUGUACAAGAUCACGCAUAAACUUGACCGCAAUAUUUAAAAAUUAUCGCGCUACAAUAAUUAAGAUAUUAUCAAGUGUAGAUAAUUAAUGAACGGUCUAUAUUGAUAUUGAAAGUAAUGGUUCUUAAUUACAUAUUUUUUAAUUAAAACAACACACUUUCACGUUCCACGGAAAAGAAUUUUUUAAAUUUAUCAUUUCAUAAAUUUCAGUCAUCGUAAUUUAUUAAAAAUACCUCGGUUUAUAUAUUUUGUAUAUACAAACGAAUGUUGCGUUAAAAAUUUAAAAAAUUUUUAAGUCAAAGAUAAAUCAAUACAAAACGAUAUUAAUUAGUUGUAUUACGUAUAAAACUGUACAUAUAAAUCGCUAAGUUAUUAAUGUAAGA
Molecule: messenger RNA, 4431 nt
Organism: Microplitis mediator
Lineage: Eukaryota; Metazoa; Arthropoda; Insecta; Hymenoptera; Braconidae
Product: transducin beta-like protein 2
Exons: 3
Coding region: 953-3199 (748 amino acids)
Biological process (GO): endoplasmic reticulum unfolded protein response
Cellular component (GO): endoplasmic reticulum; nucleus
Molecular function (GO): protein binding; nucleic acid binding; exonuclease activity
Source: RefSeq, a predicted model, not a curated record